Molecule: messenger RNA, 7738 nt
Organism: Helicoverpa armigera (cotton bollworm)
Lineage: Eukaryota; Metazoa; Arthropoda; Insecta; Lepidoptera; Noctuidae
Product: palmitoyltransferase ZDHHC3
Exons: 6
Coding region: 486-1412 (308 amino acids)
Molecular function (GO): palmitoyltransferase activity
Source: RefSeq, a predicted model, not a curated record
UAUAUUUAUUAUCUGUUGCAUACGGUGAUAGAGUGAGUGACUUGACUCCGUAGUCCGUUUCCUUUUAUUGAUUUUAAUAGCAGAGAAAAUAAAACGAGUGUACAUUUCUUUCUAAUAUAAUAUUUAUAAAAUAAACUGUUUCAACAACUUGUUGAUAAAAGUGCUUACAGGAAAAGGAAUUAUGAGAGUCCAAACAAAAAUCAAGUUGCUACCCUGACCCUCCGUCAAGUGAAACAGAUUUGCAAGAUUUCGACGAACGCUGUUCGUAAUUUUAUUGCGCUUGAACUAGGAAUAUUAUUACAUCUGCAAGUACGAUCGAUUAUGAAGAUCGAUUUUAGUGCUCUUCACGUGGUACGUUUUAGCUAGUGCAAAUACCAGCAGUAAGACGAUUUGAAGAAAGUCGGCUUUUUGUAUGGCUUUACGUGGUAUAGUCAUACAUUUCGAGUAACUACUGCUGCUCUUUUACCGGAUUGUAGAAGCAUUCAAUGAUACGAGAAUUCUAUGACAGUUCUGAUGAAGAUGAUAGGGAAAGUCAGUAUCAAAUAGAUCCAGAAUGCUUGGUGCUGACUCGGCCUGACUGCGACAUGCAUAACCGGUGCUGUGGUGGUAAAGCUUGGUGUAUUAGGGAUAUUUGCGGAAUCAUAUGUGCGGUCCUAACAUGGCUUUUGAUACUAUACGCAGAGUUUGUGGUAAUGAUGGUGAUGCUUCUACCUGGCGUCUCAACAUACCCAGUCUACAGUUACAUAAAUAUAUUCAUCUUCCAAAGCCUGGCAUUUUUAGCCUUUGCAUCACACCUUAGGACUAUGUUCACAGAUCCGGGUGCUGUACCUAAAGGCAAUGCCACAAAGGAAAUGAUCAAACAGAUGAGUUUCCGAGAAGGUCAGGUGAUAUUCAAAUGUACUAAGUGCUGCAGCAUUAAGCCGGAGCGAGCCCAUCACUGUUCAGUGUGUCAACGAUGUAUCAGGAAGAUGGAUCACCAUUGCCCAUGGGUCAACAACUGCGUCGGUGAAAAUAAUCAAAAAUAUUUUGUUUUGUUUACGUUCUACAUAGCGGCAAUAUCAAUCCACGCGGUGGGUUUAGCAGUGUACCAGUUCGUGACGUGCAUUCGUCACGAGUGGCGUGACUGCAGUGCGUACUCCCCGCCGGCCACCGUCGUACUUCUACUGUUUUUGAUCGCCGAAGCUCUGCUGUUUGCUAUCUUCACCGCUGUCAUGCUUGGGACACAGCUGCACGCUAUAUGGAACGAUGAAACUGGUAUUGAGCAGCUGAAGAAAGAGCAAGCCCGAUGGGUUCGCAAGUCUCGAUGGAAGAGCAUACAGUCAGUGUUCGGAAGAUUCUCUAUCCUUUGGUUCUCGCCAUUCACUCAGCCUUCGCCUAAGACGAAACUGGAGAGCUACUUGUACAGUGUUUAGAUAUGGUAUCGUAGGAACAACGCAUUCACUCAUAUAGACCGAGAGCCUGCCCCUUUCAGGUUUACCCCAUAGUAUACAACCCGUGCAUGGCUCAUUGGAUUGAGGAAAAUAUGAAAUCUAAUCCAACUCACUAUUUAUUACUGUUGUAAACUAUUUUUUAACCGAUUUUAAAGAACGUUCAUUUUACAUGUUGCUAUUUUAGACAAUGACGAUGAAUUUCUAUGACGUCAUUGCAUUACAAUUUUCAGGUUGCAUACUAUGAGGUAAUCCUGACAGACAGGUUCACGAUACAGUAGUAUCAUUAGAUGCAUGCAUACUCACGUUUCCAUGUAUUAUAAUUUAUAAUCAUCGUAGCUAUCACUUAUAAAUCAAUUUUAAUAUUCUGGCCAAGUAACUCUUGGCGACACCGAUAGGAUGGUGGCUUCCAAGACCAACAUUUGAAAAUUCUUAUUUAAAUAAUUAGUCAUUCUUGUCGCACUAUGAUUGACUAUGACUGACAACGGAAUUUGUAGAGUGUAUAGAUAGUUAGGAAACCAAACGUCUGCAUUUACUAAUUUAAUUGUUACAAAUAUUUAUCACAAAUGUCUGAAUACGUGUGAGAAAUAUCCUGAAUUACAUAGUUAAUUAAGUAAUUAUAGCAACUGCGUAAAUAUUGAAAGAGUAACGCACGAGUUAGGGUUAUUCCCAUAGUAGUUGAGGCAUGUAUAGAUAUAACAAAUAUAAACACAUGUCUAACAAUACGCUUAUGUCUGUCUCGUACGGAAACAUACUAAAUUAUACCAUUUAAUCGUAGGCCUCGAUGUUGUACUAAAUUUUUGGAUAAAUAGUAAUAUUGUUUAUCAAGAUCAUCAUAGAUCUCUUUAAAUAUAAUAAUAGUUCUUGUGCUAUGAUAAAAGUUCAAAUCACAAAUUAUUAAUUAAGUUAGCAUACAUCUAUGCAAUAAAAUUAAUGCUUUAUCUUUCUUAAAAUAUUUGCUGAGUGUUGUAACAAAGUUACUAUACGAGUUAGGUCUAAGGUAAGACCAAUGCUUGACAUGUAGAUCUCUCUAACCUGUAACGUUCGGACGAAGUUGGUUUAUUCAGACUGCUCCUGUUGAUUCCAUAAAGUUUUCAAAUAAACUAUUGUUAUUGCGUAAUCAUGAUUGGUUGGAUUGUGAUUGUAUUUAUUUCGUUGUAAUUAUUGAGUUCAAUAUUUUUUUUUGUUAUGUAAGUGUAUUCAGGCGAGCGGUACUUUGUUGAUGGCAUCAACUGCCUGGCGUACUAACAAUGUAGCCACUGUAUGUAAAGUAUCAUGACGACUAAUAAAAGUAUUUUGUCCGUCUUUUACAGUACUCUAAAUUGUACAUGUAUUUUUCUUCUGUUUAUCAAACUAAUAACAACGAAGUUACAGCGUAUGACUUUGUGGUCACUUUUAUUGAACUGAUGAAAGACUUGCUUUGAAACAUCAAAAUCGUCUUAUCUCACAGCUUUCCCACAAAUGGUUGUCUCGUAUCUAUUAAAAUACAAGCAAUGACUUGUGCCGCGCUAUAACUAUUACUAAUAAAAUACGUUAUACGCUAAUAUAUAAUAAUUAAAAUAAUUAUACGCUUCAGCACGACUGCGUCGAAUCGCGAUUGCCGUUCGCCAAUGUGCGUUUAUAUGUAGGGAUGACGAAACAUCCCUUGCUGUACCGUGCUGCCAAUGGCCGUCAAACACAACUUACUCAACAAAAGAACAUUCGAAUUGAGAACCUCUUGUUUUUGAAGUUGGUUGAAAAAUACGUGUCUUUUGCUAAUCUAAAAGACGGCUACUCUGGUCUCCGUCAACGAGGUGUCGCUCGCCUGUUUAAUCACUCAAUGCGGAGUUUAAUUCUUAAGUGUAGGCUAACUGUGGCCGUGGGAACAAACAACUUGAUAGUUAUACAUACUUUAUUUCUUGGUUUUUGGGGAAAUGAAUUAUGGUCUAUCCCUGCACAUCAGUAUCGUGGAACAACAUACAAAAAUUAUCUACGAAUUUAAUCACACAUGUUCGCGCCUGUGCUGGCAACGGCGCGGCACAGUUUCCAAUAUUCUGUCCAUGUGUUGAUUGGUUUCCAGAGAUAGGAAUUUGUACAUUACAUACUUGUAUGGGACUUGUCAAAUUUGUAUCUCUAGUAAGCAAAAUAAAACCAAGAUAGAUUGUUGGGAACGGUACUCGAUACUGAUAUGUGGGGGCACACCCUUACAAGUGAACACUAGGUUGCAGCACAGUUGUGAUAUUUUAAGUCUAAUCUAAUUUAUCAUCUUUAAGUAAAAUAUCAAUGAACUGGCUAUAGAGCAAUAGUGACUUCGUAUUAUCAACAACGAUAGACUUGUUAUAACUAUUUGUAGGAUGUUUGGUGUAUAAAUUAUUUGAACAAACGUCCUUUUGAUGCGUUUGUUGUGAUUUCAUUUUAAUGUAUGUAGUUCCGGAAUAGCUUGUACCAGAUGAUUUUUUAGCAAUACAGUGAUCAAUGCUAGGAAUUGUAUUGAUUGUCGACUGCAUAAUAUCGUAGAUGUAAGGUCUCUUCGUGGUUCGUAGCUAACGGACAAUUGUCAUCGCAAUAAUCAAGUGCUGUUUACAUGUAUUAUUUGUUAUUAAUUAUUAUAUGUUAGCUAAGACGUUCAUUUUGGGAAACAAAUCUCUGAUGGCUUUAAGAUUGUUUAAAUGUUUGAUGAAAUGCUUGGCGCUGACAAUAAAUGUCUCAAUAAAAUAUUUUUUUAAAUCGUGGUCAAAUUAUAAAUUGAUUUUUCAGUGAUAAAUGUUGUAGUCGUCGUCGCUAGUGAUAUUUUAACAUGUUUUUAAACGCCCUUCUAAUUAUGAUCCGCAAUUUUUUAUUUGAUUCGUAUGACUCGCUCGAUUGUUCUCAAAAUCGAAGCUGAUAUCACAAUAUUGGUAUUUUCGGUACCCAAUGUCACGGUACAUAAACAUUUUAAUUAUUUAUUCUUAUGAAAUAUUUGUUAUGAUGCUAAAUAUGCAUGUUUUAUUUGUGUUGCAACGUGAAUCACAUUUUAAGGUUUACUGAUCAGUUUUUUUAAUCAAGUUACAUUUUAAAGGCUCAUCCUUGAACGAAAAUAGAUUUGGGUAGACAAUGUCCAAGCUUUCCCGUCGCCGUCUUUCGUGAUCUCAAGAUCUUUUCAAGCGCCCGUGGUUUAACUGUAAAAAUGUUCAUUUCGCGUGAUAUCACACCUUAUAACAGAGUAUCGUGUUAAAAGGCUAUCAUUCUCUUUAUUAAUAAAUUCUCAAGCAAUUCCAUCUGUCUGUUUGCACUCAUUUUACGUGUUUCUUGACCGAUUUUAAUGAAAUUGUGGGCAACAGCUUCCUUUGUUAUGCGAUUGUUUGAUGUAAAUGCAGCCUCUCAGUUUUAUUAUAUCCAUGAAUUUAAAUAAUCGUGCGACCAUAUGAUUUCAUAGUUUACGGCCGGCUAGGAUAUGGUGGAAAGCAGUCUAGUACAUUUAUAUAAUAUCUAAAAACACAAGUCAUCGCUCCGGCGAGUCUCCGUCAGCCCUUAGUUUAAUUACGAUAGCUUUGAAGAUCAGUCAUUAUACAACAUUUGCGGGUGUGUCAUUAUUACUUAAAACAUAUUUAUUAACUUUCGGCUUAGGUACGUCAUUGUGUUAGUAAUGUAAAAGACCUGUGUUAUUUUAGCUACAUAUUUCGUAUUCGAAAAUAUUUUAGGAAUGUAAGUUUUAUUCUUUGUAUCCAGUGAAAGCAAAAUAAUGAAAUCUACGAGUAAUGCAGUUUUUAGCAAUAAUCCAAUUAAUUAUAUUUUUUUAAUUAUUGGAUAUUUUAAUCACUAAGUGUUUUGUAUAAUGUAUACACUGUAUGUGCGUUUUAAUUUAGUUUUAUGUGAAAUUUCAUGUUUAAAUGAUGCGCUGCCGCUGUGUGAUGAAAACCUAGUGAUUUAAAUGAAAUAAUGUGUGAGACGCAACACGCUAAACACAGAAAACAGCCUUGAACACAGAAUGAUCGGUACUGACAUUGUGUCUUAUUUAACUAAAUAAUAAGUAAUAGAAUAUUACAUUCAAAGUAGCUACAGGACUCUGGUUAUAUUGCGGUUCAAUAGAAUUCUAAUUAUGGUCUGUCAGACCAAAGCUUAAACGUUGACACCAAAUAGUCCGCAGUAGAAUUAUUCGUCAUUAAAUUUAGAAUCCUUACACGACAUUUACUAGGAUAUUAAGAGUAGAUAAAAGAGCUGUUACGACCAUACGCACUAGACUCGCUCUAGUUUAGUAGCCACACUGUCUAGUGUCGGUAGAAAUAAAUUGGACCAUCUAAACACAGGCAUACUAACAAACAGACUUAUAACGUCAGAAAAGGCUUCUAAACAUAUUAACGAAGCCCACAGAAUGAAUAGUUAUAAAGCUAUUACAUUAGCUUAUCUUCCUCAGGUGGUAAGAUUGGCGUAGCAUAUAUUUUUUCUAUUUUCGUAUUCAUGUUUCACAAUUUGAUCUACAUAUUUAUAAUUGCAUUGUGGCGACAUUUUGAACAAAUUAGCUUCUUAGUAAUUGACCUUAUCAAGUAUUAUUAUAAUACUUCUUAAAAGAAACAGAUUGUUUGUAUGAAACUUCUUAAAUCCCGAUCUGUUAUUUUUGUAAAGUUUCAAGGAACGCGUUCCGAUUACUCGUAAUACUUAAUUAUGUAAUCUUUAUAUAUAACACCAAGAUUUAAGUUACGGCUGCGAAUUGGAUAAGUUAUAGAAGGAUAUAGUGUCUCUCAUGAUAUUACAAUAUUUAACUAUAAUAUGGAUAUAUUAUUAUCUGGUUGUUGGUAAAGUUUUACUCAGGUGUAACAGAAUAUACAAAUUUUCAACAUUGUGCCUCUUUAAAAAGCUAACUCUCAUAAAAUAAAUAUACAUUAUUUUUAUAGUAGUACAGUUGGUAGUUGGUUCACUAGAAUGUUGUGAGACGACCACGCUCACCGGACGAAGUAAUUAAACGAAGUCAUAUCUAGUACAUUUUCACUUGUAAUAUAGCAUCAUCGGCGACUUUGUGAAGGCCCUUGCACCACUACAUACCAAGUUGUUUUCAUUUGUUUUGUUGUUAAAGAUAUUUUGUGUUGCUUGGGUUAUGUUGGUGUUAUAGAAGUAAAUGUAUUUAGAUUCUAAUAUAAUGAUCACGUUGUGAUAACGCCGUCGACCACUUGUCCAGUAUUAAUAUUUGUUUCUAACUCUAGCCAAUAGUAAGCACGGUGCAAGAAGGCCUAAAUAUUUAUUUAUGUCUUGUUGCUUUUAUAUCAUUAAGCUAUUACACUAAGCAUAAAUACAUGAUAUAUUUUUUCAAUCGUAUUAAUGAUAUUUACGUAGAGUCUAGUAAGGAACAUUUUGUUUUGUGUGUAGGUUGAGGUAUUGGGUGAUGGAACAACUUGUCGUGUAUUGUACUAAUAGAUCCCGCACGCGUGUGGUUAGUGCAAUUCCAAUUCCCUUGACCUAUUGUGUGUCGAGUGUCGGCUGGCCGCGACGACAAUACGCUAACGUCGAAGUUAUUCUGUGCCCAAUUUGACGAUGUUUAUCUAGAUAAACGUCGUCCGCUAGCGGUCACCUCGCCUGCACCUAGGUUGAUCUGCAUCCCAUAGUCCGGUAGAAUUCAAUCAUGUAGUUUUAUGUCAACUCAACUGUUUAAGUCGAAUCUACGCUAUCUUUCUCAAUCUAUCACCGUAUGUGACAGUCGCAAUUUGUAUUCACCUUAAUUGAUUAAACUCCUAUAUUUUUUGAUUCUAUUGCUUUACUGAACAAAAUUUAUAACCAUAUUUUUUUCCAGCAAGUUCUAUUUAGGUAUUCCAAGAUUUCCAUGCAUGUUUUCUAAAAAUCAUUUAUCGGAAAUCAUAAAAGUUGCUUGGUUGCACUUUCCUCAAUGUUCAUAAAAAUCUCUCAAGACAGAAAUAAUUUUGUUAGUAAGUUAAUACAUCUGUACCUGCCGUGCGAGUAAGCUAUUGAUUUUCGCAGUAUUGCGAACAAAACGUGUAAAGCGAAUGUGGGUCAACAUUAAAUCGAACAUUCAUAAAGAAAGACGUAGAGUAGAAUCGACUAGUAUAGAGUACCUAACAUAGUAAUAUUGCCACUGCCUUUAGUAAACGAAAAUUAUGUAUUUUGCUGUAAUUCAGAUAAAUAUCUGUUAAUUCGAAAUAACUUACAAUAUUUUGAUAAAAGACAUAAAUGCAUUACAAAUAAUAUUAGUAAUUUAAUUGCUAAUUACAAACAUUCUAAAAUAAUGUAGAUCUAAAAUAGUAAACCAUUUUGAAAUAUCCUAGUGUCCUAAAUGUCAUUUUGUCUAUAAUUAUAAUAAGUUUUCGAGGGAAUUUAUUUUCAUUAAAGAUAAUAAUGUGGGAUGA